Colletotrichum truncatum is the source of this 615-nucleotide messenger RNA. RefSeq names its product NADH-ubiquinone oxidoreductase 18 kDa subunit. Gene Ontology annotation, biological process: electron transport chain. The record is from RefSeq and is a predicted model, not a curated record. NCBI's taxonomy places the organism in Eukaryota, Fungi, Ascomycota, Sordariomycetes, Glomerellales, Glomerellaceae.
AUGGCAUCCCUUCGAUCUCAGAGUGCAGCCCGCCUGCUGCGGAGCGCCGCUCCUUUCCGAGCUUCCCUGCCGUUGACUGCUCGCCGAUUCGAGAGCUCCGUCGCUACCACCACGCAAGCUCCUCCUGCUGCCGUCCCUCCCUCGACCGAACAGAACCAGCCCGAUUACAGCAUCCAGGCUGAUAAGGCGACCUCCACCUUCACCCCCGUCCCCAAGAAGCUCCAGAAUGGCAGCGAAGAUGUCCCUUACAUCCAGGCCGCUGUCAUCUCCGGCGCUCCCAUCGAGCUCCAGGCCCGAACUGUUCGCAUCUACCAGGAGGCGAAGCCCGCCACACAGUCCGGUAACUGGCAGGGUCACCACUGGCGUAUGGACUGGGACAUUCUCCCCAAGGGUCAUCGGUGGGAGAACCCUCUGAUGGGCUGGCAGUCAUCUGGUGACAUGAUGCAGGGCACCAAGCUCAACUUCAAGUCCAAGGAGGACGCCAUCCACUUCGCUGAGAAGCAGGGCUACGAGUACUUUGUCCAGGAACCACAGUCGAGGAAAAUCACCCCCAAGGCCUAUGCCAACAACUUCCUUUACUCCCCCAAGAAGCUCAAGCACAUCCGAACCAAAUAG